CCUAUGGAGUCCUCCCUUAACGUGUUGAAGUGGGAAGGAGGCGGUGUUUUGCUGAUCUGUUAAAUUCUUAGUAAAGUUUCUGAGAUUUCCAGUGGCCGCUGUUGUUUGACUUUGGUUUGGAGCAGAGCUGAGGUUAUCCUGACAUUUCUGGGACUGGAUCCAGCCAAAGGGAAGAAGAAGGGGGAAAGGGAAAACGAGAAGAGGAAAGAAAGGUGGGGAAGAAUACACCGAGACAUGAAGAACUGAAUAAGGAAAAAUACUCCUUUCCCUUAUCGCAUUGCUGUGUUUUCCUUUAGUCUGGAAAACAUAUUGAUCCUGGUACUUUGGCUCGCGGGAAACAAAGGGACUUAGCCAGAUUGAGGGAGGGAAGCAUGAUAAGAAGAACCAUGGAACUUUAAAGAGAUACAGAAAGAAUUUUCCCAAAUAUCUGGGACUCCACUCUUGCGGGAUGUAAUGUGUGCGGGAGUUUGUAUGCAACCGCUACAAAAACCAAGUCAAAACUUCAGGUAAAUGGAGGUACUAGGAUUUAAAAGGACGAUUCCCUUCAUCUCAUUCUACUUGUCAAGAAGAUCAAGAAGAUAAAGAGAGAGAGAGAGAGAGAGAGAGAGAGAGAGAGAGAGAGAGAGAGAGAGAGAGAGAGAGAGAGAGAGAGAGAAAGAGAGAGAGAGAGAGAGAGAGAGAGAGAGAAGGAAAAUCUACUCAACUGGAAAUAAGAAUCUCUGGAGUCUGUGGCAUUUUAAGUUCAAAACUGGAGCUGCUGCAAACCUUUGGUGCUGUUCAUCCGCUGAAAGUGAAAAGAGUUGGGAGGAGACUGAUUUCUUCUAGGGAACUGUCCUGCGACUAAGCUUCAAAGCUUCCCCCUCCCUGCCAAACCCUCUGCAUUCCAUCUCUAUGAGCUAAAAUAGUGGACGACACAAUGAACUGGAUGAUGGAAUGGGGCUUCACCAUGCUGCUGACAAUGUGGGUAGUAUGCCACUCAGAACCCCACCCUCAAAAAGUGGACAAAGCUGGAAAAAUGUUGCCAGUUUCCCAGGUUAAUGGUAGACCACUUCGAUUCCUGAGGCACACAGGAAGGGCCCAGGGAAAUGUGAGGCCUAUAUCUGAUAAUCCUGACCAUCCCAUUUUAGACAGAAGGAGAGCUGUGCCUGUAUUAAGAUUAGCCCGCCCAACUCCCCUGCCAAUGCAGACCAAAGUGGGUGGCAGCCGAAUGAGACAAGAACAGAGACCAACAGCCAAGAGCUCCCCAAGAGAGAUGGUAAAAGAUGAAGGAUCCUCUGCUCGGGCAAAAAUGGUGCGAUUCCCAUCAGGGUCCAGCUCUCCCAACAUCUUAGCCAGCUUCGCAGGGAAAAAUAGGGUUUGGGUCAUCUCUGCUCCUCAUGCCUCUGAGGGCUACUACCGUCUCAUGAUGAGUCUCCUAAAGGAUGAUGUGUACUGUGAACUAGCAGAAAGACACAUCCAGCAGAUUGUGCUAUUCCAUGAGGCAGGGGAGGAAGGUGGCAAGGUGAGAAGAAUCACCAAUGAGGGCCAGAUCUUGGAGCAGUCCCUCGACCCUACUCUCAUCCCCAAACUGAUGAGCUUCUUGAAACUGGAGAAGGGAAAAUUUGGUAUGGUGCUGCUGAAGAAAACCCUACAGGUAGAGGAACGCUACCCAUACCCAGUUAGGCUAGAAGCAAUGUAUGAGAUCAUAGAUCAGGGGCCCAUCCGAAGGAUAGAGAAGAUCCGGCAGAAGGGCUUUGUCCAGAAGUGUAAGGCAGCUGGUGUGGAAGGACAGGUGGUUGAGGAAGGGAAUAAUGGUGAUGGUGGAAGGAGCAGACCAAAAGUGGGCAGUGAAAAGAAGAAAGAAGAUACAAAGAAAGGACAAAUCCAACCAACAAGGGAGAGCCGAGUGAAAACAGUCAAGAAAUUGGUCACUACAACAAUAGCUCCUCCUCCAAGGGUCACCAUGCUUCUUCCAUCUCCCUCAAAGACAUCAGCCUGGACCACUCCUCGUGUAGUGACAGUAGCAACCCGGCCCACCACCACAACUACCACCUUUCCAACCACUCAGAGAACAUGGACUACUAGGAUUCACACUACCUCUUCUUCCCACAGGCAGCCCUUGCCAGCUGAGGUGACAACUCCCAGGAGUACGUGGGAAGAUUUCUACCCCACCUCGAGGAAGGAGCAGCACAAGGAGAGGCAACAGACUACCAAGAGACCAAGCAAGACCACUGGCUAUGAGAGCCACACAUCAGCAACCACCACAACCCCAGACCACUACACAAGGACCGGCAUAAACCGUUUCCGUGACAACCGUACAGAUAGGAAAGAAUAUGGCCCUCGGGAUCCAAAUGUGGUGCCAGUUCAGCACAAACCAGUGAAAGCAAAGCCACCUAAAAAAAAAGCCCAGGAAAAGAUUCUAAGCAAUGAGUACGAGGAUAAGUAUGACCCUAGCCGCCCUACUGCCUCUCAUCUAGAAGAAGAACUGGAGGUAGGGAACAUUCCCCCUAAGAAAGGGAAAGAAACAAAAAAGCAUGAUCGGCCUGACAAGACUGAGAAGAAGAAGAAGGUGAAGAAUGAGAAACCAGACAAACUGUUGAAGAGUGAAAAGCAAACCAAGAAGGACAAAACAGACAAAAAGAAUAAGCAAGAAAAAGAACGAAAUAAAAAGAAAAAGGGGAGCAAAACAGAACAAGAUGGUUAUCUGAAACCCACUUCAAAGCUUUUCACACAGAGUUCCAAAAAAUCAUUGACUGACCUGCUGGAAUUUUUUGAAGGGAAAAGGCGACUCAUUCUCAUCACUGCUCCUAAGGCUGAGAAUAACAUGUAUGUGCAGCAGCGAGAUGAAUACCUGGAGAGUUUCUGCAAAAUGGCCACCAGAAAGAUUUCUGUGAUCACUAUCUUUGGACCUGUCAACAACAGCACUAUGAAAAUCGACCACUUCCAGCUAGAUAAUGAGAAACCCAUGAAAGUUCUAGAUGAUGAAGAUUUAGUAGAUCAGCAUCUCAUCAGUGAACUGAGGAAAGAAUAUGGAAUGACCUACAAUGAUUUCUUCAUGGUGCUGACUGAUGUCGACAUGAGAGUCAAGCAAUACUAUGAGGUUCCCAUAGCAAUGAAGUCUGUUUUUGAUUUGAUUGACACUUUCCAAUCUCGAAUCAAAGAUAUGGAAAGGCAGAAGAAGGAGGGCAUUGUCUGCAAGGAGGACAAGAAACAGUCAUUGGAGAACUUCCUAUCCAGAUUCCGUUGGAGGAGGCGUUUACUUGUGAUUUCUGCUCCUAAUGAUGAAGAUUGGGCAUAUUCACAACAGCUCUCUGCUCUCAGUGGUCAGGCUUGCAAUUUUGGUCUGCGCCAUAUAACAAUUUUGAAACUGCUAGGCCUUGGUGAAGAUAUUGGAGGAGUUUUGGAAUUGUUCCCAAUCAAUGGAAGCUCUGUGGUUGAACGAGAAGAUUUGCCUGCCCAUUUAGUGAAAGAUAUACGGAACUAUUUUCAAGUUAGUCCCGAGUACUUCUCCAUGCUUCUGGUUGGGAAAGACGGAAAUGUCAAGUCCUGGUAUCCUUCUCCGAUGUGGUCCAUGGUGAUCGUAUAUGACUUAAUCGAUUCCAUGCAACUCAGGAGACAAGAAAUGGCCAUUCAGCAGUCACUGGGUAUGAGGUGCCCUGAAGAUGAAUAUGCUGGCUAUGGUUACCAUAGCUAUCACCAAGGCUACCAAGAUGGCUACCAGGAUGAUUAUCGUCACCAUGAGGGUUAUCAUCAUGGAUACCCUUACUGAGCAGAACUAUGUAACCUUUGCCUCCCUUCCAUUUCCCAACCAAUAAUCCCUGCAGUUGUUAAAGCCACAUAUAGCCAGCUAUGUAAAGAAAUUACUUCAAACAGUUUAAACUACUCUGCUUUUUUCUUACAGUGUUCAUCGGAGACUAAAUAAAUAGCAGACUUUUGCAUUCCCCAAAGUGCACGAGUCUUUCAGAGUGAAAAAGUUUUGAAAUAGUAACCUCAGAGUUUUAAAGUAACAAGGACUUCUUUUUGUGUUUUCUUUAGCUGAAGGGCAUCUGUUGUUCAGUAAUUGUACUAAAAACUCAGAUGAUUUACUUUUAUUUCCUUCAAAGAUGGACACUUGUGGUAGAGAGAAGACUGUAAAAUGAGCAUUUUGAUGCUUUUUAUUUUUUUCAAAAGUAUUUAUUGGAAAGUGAGAAUUUUGUAUAAUGUCAAAGAUGAUGAGUAAAAGGUCAUAGCCCAGAUUUAUUUAAAAAAAGGUGAAUGAAUGAGAUUUCAGUUUGAUUCUUAACACCUUUUAAAAUGUCUGUCAAAAAGAAACUUUACUUAAAUGAAUCAAGCUUCAUAUUUUGAGUUUCAUUCAUAAAACAUGACAAUGAAAGAGGGGAUUACAACAAUUUGCUGAAAAAUCUUUAACCAAAGGGAAUGGCCAUGCCAUGUGACCUUGACCACAAAAUGGCUCUGGCAGCCACAGUGACUUCCUUGUGAGAUUGGGGUUUGCCUCCUUGCAGGUUAUCCCCUAUUCAGCACUCAUGACUACUGCCUCCUAGGCUUCCUUUAUCAAAGGGCUUUGGGGAGCACAAAACUUGGGCAGGAAGAAAAAAGAAGAUAUAGAGUUCCAAAGCUUGCCUUUGAAUUUAACAAAGGGUAUAAAGCCAGCUAUCUAACCAAGGUGGAAUCAUUUUAAGCAUGAGAAGGCUAGAUCCCUCCUAUCACAGAUAAUGUCCAUGUUUAUUUGCUUCCUUGGACCUACUAUUAAUAUAGUGUUACUAUAUUAGAAGAAUACAGACACAUAGUCUCCAUGGUUGCUUUUGUUUCUACUGUGUCAGAUUUGACCUAUUUAUAUCAUAGUGGAAUAAAACUGUGGGAGGGAAGUGAAAUCAUUUCUUAGAAGGUGGGUUUUCUUUUUCUUUUUUCUUUUUCAUUUUACAAUGGAAUGAAAUAUGCAUUCAUCAUUCAUUCAUUCAUUCAACAGAUGUCUAUUGAAUGUCCACUGUGUGCCUCAUUAGGCUAUUUGAACAGUCUUACCCAGUUUUACUGACUGCCUUGUUCUGCUCCUAUAAUAGGGAUGUGCAUUGGCCAUUAUUUUUGUUAACUAAUACCAGAAGUUAUUAUUGGCUAAUAAUAAAAUCAUUAUUAGCUAAUGAUAACAAAUAGGUCAAUAUUAAAUAAAACAAAUGUUUAUGCAUUU
Molecule: messenger RNA, 5161 nt
Organism: Sarcophilus harrisii (Tasmanian devil)
Lineage: Eukaryota; Metazoa; Chordata; Mammalia; Dasyuromorphia; Dasyuridae
Gene: CCDC80
Product: coiled-coil domain containing 80
Exons: 8
Coding region: 917-3748 (943 amino acids)
Source: RefSeq, a predicted model, not a curated record